UGGCGGAUUUCAAGCGGAAAGCUCAAGUACGAGUUCAAACUCUCCAAAUUUCUCCAUGUAAGACUUAACUUAUUAUUUAGAGACAAGCCAGGAGCAGCCCAUAAAAGGUCAUCAGUGGUUUAAAGCCCAAAAUGGACCCGAAUGAGAAAUUUAGCAAGGUUGUCGUAGGCACUAAAGUCGACAUCCAGAGAACUGACGGAAGAAUACAUUCGUCCCUUGUGAGUGGUGUUAAUUUAGAUACCAAAAGUGUUACUGUAGAAUGGUUUGAGAACGGAGAAACCAAAGGAAAAGAGAUUGAGAUUGCUCAAAUAUUGGCCUUAAAUCCAGCUCUCAAUGUAAAACCAACACCAMGAUCAAUUGUUGUAAAUAAACGCAAUACAAAUACUCCAAAUAAUAACAAGAAUGCUAAGGAGCCUGUUGAAUCUGCCCCUUCUCCUAGAGUUACAAGAGCAAGAGGAGCAAAAGAACCAGCACCUAAUGAAAAUGAAACAGUACAAGCUGAGCCUCCACAGAGAAAGGACAGCAGUUCUAAUGCUCCAAAUAGAAGAAGAUCCAACUGUGUCAAAGAAGUUGAACGACUUAAAAAGAACCGGGAAGAGCGACGAGCACAACAACAAGAACAGAAAGAGAUGCAGUUAAAAUUACAACAAGAAUAUGACCCAGGAAACCCUGAUUGGCAGUUUAUACAAAUGAUAAGGGAAUACCAAGAGCAGUUGAACUUCAAAGCUAUAACCAUGGAAUUGGCGACCAUCAAAUAUGUGUCUGUGUUCGUAAAAGACCACUAUCGAAGAAAGGUCAGGAUGUUCUGCAAUCUAGUUUUGGACAAUGUUGCUGUUAGGUUCAUGAAUGUAAAUUAAAAGUGGAUCUUACCAAGUAUUUGGAAAACCAUAAAUUCUGGUUUGAUUAUGCAUUUAAUGAGUAUGCAACAAACGAAAUGGUCUACAGAUAUACAGCCAGACCAUUAGUAGAGACUAUUUUUAACCAGGGAAUGGCUACGUGUUUUGCUUAUGGUCAGACUGGCAGUGGAAAAACCCAUACAAUGGGUGGUACUUUUACUGGAAAACAACAAGACUCGACCAGUGGUAUCUAUGCUUUGGCUGCACACGACGUAUUUAAACUCCACAAACACUCCAAGUAYAAAAAUAAAGAUUUGGUGAUAUCAUGUAGCUACUUUGAGAUAUAUGGCAGUAAGGUCUUUGAUUUAUUAAACAAAAGAAAGAAACUUCGUGUCCUUGAGGAUGGGAAUCAACAAGUGCAGGUCUGUGAAUUAGAAGAAAAGAUUGUCCAYUCGGUACAGGAUGUUCUUAAACUUAUUGAACUUGGUAACAAACUUAGAACGUCAGGGCAGACUUCAGCCAAUCAAAAUUCAUCGCGGUCRCAUGCAGUUUUCCAAAUAGUUUUAAGAAAGAGAGGUUACAGGAAAGACGGUGGUGGUGGCAAUUUGUUUGGCAAGUUUUCUCUUAUAGAUCUUGCUGGUAAGCUAUGCUUUAUAGUCUUUCAAAUCGUUCUGUUCAACAGUGACAAUGUUGUUAAAGGCAAUGCUGUUGUUAUUUUUCUAUAG
Molecule: messenger RNA, 1561 nt
Organism: Exaiptasia diaphana
Lineage: Eukaryota; Metazoa; Cnidaria; Anthozoa; Actiniaria; Aiptasiidae
Product: kinesin-like protein KIF2A
Biological process (GO): microtubule-based movement
Molecular function (GO): ATP binding; microtubule binding; microtubule motor activity
Source: RefSeq, a predicted model, not a curated record